UUCUGACUUUCCUUUUACAUCCGUAAAAUCAAAUCAGAAAAACCCUAAAAUACCCGACAUCAACCCCACUACAAAAUCGAUUCUCCAUUGGUCCUCCAUCCAACACAAGUUUUGUUGAUUAGUAAUCAUUGAUCCUACUUAUUUUUUCUUGCUUCAGAAUCAAAUAAGUGAGGCUUGUGUAGUACACUAUUGUCCGAUGAGCAGAUACAUCAUCCUUCAGUCCUUCUAAUGGCUCCAAUACCACUUGUAGGGAUGAGAGAAAAUCAUGGAAACUAUUACAAUAGGUUUAGGUCUUGGAUUGUUGUCACUACUUGUUAGUGUCACUUGGAUAUUUCUCGAUUUAAAAAGGAGAAAAAUUCUGAAAUCACGGGAGAAGUUCUUCAAGCAAAAUGGUGGUAUGCUAUUAAAACAACAAAUGUCGUCCAAUUUAAAUAAGGUGUUUACAAUUGAAGAACUCAAAAAAGCUACCAACAACUUUGCAAAAGAUCGCAUCCUUGGAGUAGGUGGAAAUGGUGUAGUUUAUAAAGGGGUUCUACCAUAUCAGCGCAUAGUUGCAAUCAAGAAGUCAAAACAACUCGAGCAAAACCAAAUAGAAGAGUUUAUAAAUGAGGUUGUAACACUGACUCAAAUUAACCACAAGAAUGUGGUGAAACUAUUGGGUUGUUGCCUAAAGACUGAAGUUCCUUUAUUGGUCUACGAAUACAUAUCUCACGGUACCCUUCACCAUCAUAUACACACUAAAAAUGGAGAAAUGCCUUGGCUUUCUUUCCAAAAUCGAUUAAGAAUUGCAAUUGAAUCUGCUGAUGCCUUUAGUUAUCUCCGCUCUGCAACUUCUAUACCUAUCCUACAUAGAGACAUUAAAUCAGAAAAUAUACUACUGGAUGACUACUAUACAAUAAAGAUUGCUGAUUUUGGAGCUUCAAGGUUAAGACCUUUUGACCAGGCAGAUAUGAGUUCACUUAUACCAGGAACAUUGGGUUAUCUAGACCCUAAAGGCAUAAAAUUGGGAUUGUCAGACAAGAGUGAUGUCUAUAGUUUUGAUGUAGUACUCGCAGAGUUGUAGGAGAAUCGCUUAUUUCAAAUUCUCCAUCAUAGGGUUUUGAAAGAAGGCUCACUGGAUCCGCUUAAUUCCAUCGGUGAGCUUGUGGUUAGAUGCCUUAACACAAAAGGAGAAGAAAGACCAACCAUGAGAGAAGUGACAAAUGAAUUGGAAGGAUUCACUAAAUAUAUUUUCCAUUCUUGGGCUCAUCACGACCAAGAAAACAAUCAACUACAAAUGGAAGAAAUGAUCAGAGAACGGAAUGAUCUUUAUACUGUGAGAAUGCACACUUCCACCAAUUGUGAUAUACCAUCAAGUGUUCAACAAAUCUCUGAAUAUAGCAUGAGAUGUGAAGAAGACCCCCUCUUUGAUAAUUAAUUAUUUAAAUUUGAUAAUUAGUGUAUUUACAUGUUCAUUUGAUUUCAUUGCCAUUAAGAGCCCAACAGUUUAGUAGGAUAUUUGUAUUUUUAUUUGGAGUCUUUCGGAAACAACCUCUUUGCCUUCACAAGAUAGACGUAAGGUCUGGCAUAGACACCACCCUCCUCAAACUGUAUGUUGUAGUAGUUGUAUUCGUGUUUAAUUUGAUCUACUUUAAUAUUUACUUAUUGCUUAA
Capsicum annuum is the source of this 1652-nucleotide messenger RNA. Its product is annotated as wall-associated receptor kinase 4. Gene Ontology annotation, biological process: protein phosphorylation; cell surface receptor signaling pathway. Gene Ontology annotation, cellular component: plasma membrane. Gene Ontology annotation, molecular function: ATP binding; protein serine/threonine kinase activity. NCBI's taxonomy places the organism in Eukaryota, Viridiplantae, Streptophyta, Magnoliopsida, Solanales, Solanaceae. The record is from RefSeq and is a predicted model, not a curated record.